Molecule: messenger RNA, 2954 nt
Organism: Magallana angulata
Lineage: Eukaryota; Metazoa; Mollusca; Bivalvia; Ostreida; Ostreidae
Product: spermatogenesis-associated serine-rich protein 1-like
Exons: 8
Coding region: 186-1034 (282 amino acids)
Source: RefSeq, a predicted model, not a curated record
AGUUUAAAAAAGGUUUAAACCUGCUUUACAGCUGUCGGUCGUCUGUUUGCAUAGAAUCAGUACUUACCUUGAGGACUCUCCACGAUCGCUAGGGGUAGAUCUAGAAAAAAGAGAGAAAGAGAGAGAGGGCGAAGGGGAGAAGAAAGCGUCCGCUUCACGAAGGUUUCUGACACAGAAAUGGAAAAAUGAUCAUCGGACCCAGGGUCAGAUCUGCAGAGUUCUUGGAGAGGGAGAGGCGUCACUUCCCGGACAUCCACAAUAACUGCUCGGCGCCCGCUUACCGUUCCCGGGGACGGAGGUACAUCCCCCAUGGGUACGGGUUUAAUGAUGAGUGGACCCCCCACAACCAGAACAUCAACAUCAAAUAUACAGAAAAUGGACCAGACUGGAAAUCCAAGCUGAAGUACAUUCCAGAUCCAGAAAAUCCUAAAUAUCCUGCAGCAGAGAUUUUUGAGAACAACUGGAAAGCCAUGAGACCUUAUCCUUACACUUACAUGCGGACCCGGAAUGAGUGGCUCUUGGACCCGGGACUGACCAAGGUCGGCCUGAGGUGUAACUUUGAAGGUGUUCAUAGGGCUACAAACACCAGCAGUGACGAGAUCACACACAGGAUGCUGUUUGGGAGGGGACGCAACGGCUCUAGCAUAGUGGACACCAGAAGGGGUUAUGAUGAAGUAUUCAAUACAAAACUCCACUACAACAUGCCAGAGACGACAAUAGACAGGAGGAACGGCAUACCGUACGCCUCUGAAGGGGACAAGUCGUACCAAGCCGUGGAGUACUCCCCAAACUUCCACAAGGCGGGCUCCAGUCUCCCGUCCCCACAGUUCGGUGCUAACUACCCAAAAGUAUCCACUGACACCUGUGUACCGCUUCUUCCGCUUCCCAAGAUUCCAAGGGACACUUUCCGAGAGAUGGAGAAAAGGCGACAGAUGUCGGACGAGAUCAGCGCGGUCCAGGACUUAGAAAGCUGGGAGCCCGCUAAGCCAAUCCACCAGGCAUUAAUCCCGGAAGAUCCUCCGGCCAAGAAAUAAACAGCUGUCACAAGAUGGCGGGCAAUCAUACCGGAAGCUCCCUGUCACCGAUGUCAUAUUGGCCAGCGUUGCCAUUACCGUUCCUUAAGCGUGCACUUGAGUCCGCCAUUUUUUUCCUCUCCAAGUUUACUUCUUCCAUCUGUAUACAAUGGAUGUGUGUAGGGUUUUUUUACGGUUGUGAUAGGGUAUCUGUUUAUGGUGGCAUAAAUAAUAUGUAGUCCAUUUUCAGUAUUUAUUCAGUGCCUUUUAUAUAAGGUUCACGAACGCCUUACUGAGACAAUGAAACAUGUAUCUGGUGUUAAAACCUUCGACACACGAACCUUUAGCCUUUUUUACCCUUUCAUGUCUUUUUUUGUGUCAGACAGUUUGUGAUGUUUUGUUACUAUAUAUUUGUCUGCCUACUGGAUUUUUAACGCAUUAUAGAGUAAUCGCUAUUUUUUUUAUUUGAGUUUUAUGAAAUUCUUUAAAAGCUUGUAUGUGAUACUUGAAAUUUUAGACCACCAAUUCUAUAACAGUAUUACAGCGUGUUAGCCCACUCGCACCCCCUUGUGAUCUAUUUGACCAGCGAUAAACGGCGAAUGUUACUCACAUUUGUAAAUCUUAUUUUACCGAAACACUCCCAGUGUUACUCCGAUUUCUGCAUAUUAACGUAAGCGACACCAACUUUACAGGAAAUUAUUGCGCUGUGUCACUAAAGAAGACCUAUAAAUAUAUAGCAAAGAAAAUUGCAUUUUGUGUCACAAAAGACCCGAGGAAGCCAUUUUAUUUGUUUGCCUGUUUAUUUAUGAUCCAGAAAAAAAGCGAGGAUAUAUCAAUAUCGUUUUGAUUAAUCAUGGGCUACCAUCAGUGCCAGAAUAUUUCAUUCAUACAUUUUUUUUCUACAAAUCAAAAUGUUGCAUUUUUAGAAUGAAAAUCAUGGCGUCCUUAGUUUGUUAUUUAAGCGUCGAAGAAAAAUUUAUGAAAGAUUAUUGAUUUUUUAAUAAAUAUAUACAUUUUGUACAUGUAUAUAUAUAAUCAUUUUGCGCUGUUGUGUAUAAUGAAUAUUUGAAUCUAUCUUUUUGGAUCAUUAAAACUUUGUAUCAUGUGUGUACUUGCUACAUGAAUACGCACAAGUAUUUUGUUUACUCGGCUGAUUUUUUUUAUUAAACCCAUGACAAUUUCUAAAGGGUUUUUAAACAUUUUGAAUUAUACCUAUUAAAUGUAAAAAUUAAUAUAUAGAAUAUCAGUAUUUUAUUUGAACAGUAUUCAUACAUUUAUAUUUAUUUAGUGACCGCACUGUGUUAAUACUCGCUCAAAACCGCACAUCUUUUCUACUUGAUGUAUAUUUACUUGGAAACAAUGCUUUUAUAUGUAGAAAGUUGUGUUAAUUCGUUAUGUCAAAUGUAACGUGUUUAAUCAAUGAUAGAAUAAGGGUGGAAAUCCAACAUAUUAAUUCCUAUCAAUUUUGGAUGACGAUUAAUUAUUAUGUCGUAAGUGAAUAUGAGAAUGAUUCUUCCAGGGAAAAGAUUUAGAAAGAAUUGGAUUUUGUUCAUAUAUUUUUGUUCAAAUAUGAAUUUUUAUAAAUCAUAUAACUUAUAUUUAUUUUCAGCAUAUCUGUGAUUCAGUCUUUUGUAUUCAUAAAAUAAAAAAUGAACAUGCUUGUUUUAUAAUGCAUUAAAUAUUUUUAUAUUUAAAAAAAAAACCAACUAAAUACAAGAAAUCUAAGUGGUUGUUUUAUCGUAUGUAUUUUGGUAUUAAAGUUUUUUUUAUGCUGGUCUGGGUCAAACUAAGUUUAUUUUAAUGCCUUAACCAAUAUGGUUCUUUUAAAAACUCAAUAAUCCUGUAACAUUACAAGACACAUGAAUACAACUGAAAUGAUCUCGUAAAUAUUUCCAACUUCCUGUCUUCAUCGGAUGUAAUUUUGAAAUAAAAGACAUUAAA